Formica exsecta is the source of this 1997-nucleotide messenger RNA. RefSeq lists its product as uncharacterized. The transcript has 4 exons. Lineage: Eukaryota; Metazoa; Arthropoda; Insecta; Hymenoptera; Formicidae. The record is from RefSeq and is a predicted model, not a curated record. The annotation marks the transcript as partial. Gene Ontology annotation, molecular function: catalytic activity.
AUGGCCUAUAAUAACAUCACUCAAAAAGAGGCUACCGCUCUCAUGCAGGGUAUUGAUCCGGAUCCGGGCCCUGGUGUGGAUCAGGGUUGGACUCGUCCACCUCACGGGUGGAAUUGUCGUUCUCUAACGAGAAGGAUGCCUGAAUUAAUUCACUUACUGGACACUUAUAGCAUCGAUAUUGCUGCUCUAUGCGAAACAAGACUUGAUGACGUCUUUUUACCAUCAAUCUCUAAUUAUGACAUUUUUACGAACAACCGAAAUAGACACGGAGGAGGAGUGGCUAUCCUGAUUGGAAAGCAACUAAGAUUCUCAUAUAUUAGAGACACUCGUAUUGGAAAUAUAUGUUCAACUAACAACAUUGAACUGUUGAUGGGCAAAGUCUGGUUAGAGUCAAAUAAGCAUCUUUAUAUAUGUUCCUUGUAUAGUCCUCCCCGCGGAGGCUCACAUCCGUUUACAAACAAUCAAGCGUGGACAGAGAUUCUUCAGUUUUGCGAUUCUUUUGACCCUAUAAUUAUCUGUGGGGACUUUAAUGGGAAGAGUACCUUGUGGUCUAAUCUUAUUCCGGGUCCUGACACCGAAGGUAGAAAACUUGAAACUGCCAUUUCUAGUACAAACUUGAUCUGCAUCAACAAUGGUAAUCUAACCUGGACAUCCGCUGACUUGUCUUCUGCCUCCUCUUUGGACAUUACUCUGGUUUCACCAUCCGUAGCUACAAAGUGCUCUUGGCAGAUACUUGACUCUAAUUACGGUAGUGAUCACUACCCGAUCGUUACCAAGAUCAAUGAUACGACGUACACACCAGAGUUUGGCAGACCUUCAUAUAUUAUAUCCAAAAUUGAUUGGACUUCAUUUCAAGAGGAAUGUAACAUAUUUGUUCAUUCGUUCCAAAUCAAUAUGAACAAUCUCAACUCUACAUAUGAAGAACUAAUAUACAACAUUCAUAAGGCCCUGGAAAGAGCAGGUGCCAAACGCUCUCAAGCUAACAAACAUCGGAGAAAAGCUCCGGCUCCAUGUCAACGUGUUAUUGACGAGGAGGAAUUCCAUGCUGCUUUUAACAAACUGGCUCCCCAUACUCCGGUUCCGCCGCUUUCCACCAGCGAUCUCGGGGCACUCUCUGACCUUCCGUUUACAGCCAGUUGUGACGCUGCUUUCAUGCAAAAAAACUUCUCUAUAUAUGAAUUCAACGCUGCAGUCUCUUCAUUAAAAACCAAGUCAGCUCCGGGUCCGGAUCUAAUUUCAAACAAAAUCAUCAAGAAACUGCCGGAAAAUCUACACAAGUUGAUUCUCAAAAUUUUCAACUGUUUUUUUAAUAAAGGGUCAUAUCCAUCGCAAUGGAACAACUACUUCACGGUCUUUAUUCCAAAACCUGGUGGGAAAAAGGCAUUAAGACCUAUAUCUCUCGCAAAUAAUCUACAUAAAAUCUUUGAAAAAUUAAUCCUAAAACGCCUUGAGUGGUGGGCCGAAAACAACAAGGUACUAUCACAACAUCAAUUCGGAUUUCGUAGAGGUCUCUCCUGCAUGGAUAAUGUGGCUACUCUCAUUACUGAUAUCCAUUUGGCUAACAGACACCGUAAAUUCACCGGAGUCGUCUUUUUGGACCUGGUCGGCGCUUUUGACAACGUAUUACCAGAAGCCCUUUUAAUUCUACUUGAGAAAUUUGGCCUUCCUCAGAAGAUCAUAAGUUUUAUCAGGAAAACCACCACCAACCGAAACCUUACAGGAUACGCAGCUGGUAUCCCUCUUCAGACUAGAAGUACCGACCGAGGAUUGCCACAGGGUUCCAUUCUCAGUCCUACUCUGUUCAAUAUAUACGUGCAAUUGCUCUCGGCAGCUGAUGGAAAAUGCAAAGCACAAUUUACUGUGGCCGAAGAACAUUUAAAUUCUAUUGGCUCUAUGCAUGGUGGUUUUACUAGUAGCAUCAUAGAUAUUGUAUCAUCGUAUGCUCUUACGACUUAUAAUAAUAAACCUCUUGCAGUUUCCGUAGAUCUGCACGUGAC